AUGCGAAGAACAGUCGACCAGUGUCCUGCCGACACUGUCUUAGCACCAUCAGGGUACCCCUUGGUUGAUCUCGAGUACGCCGACGAUGUUGUUAUAUUCGCGGAAAGCAGUACGAAACUUCAACAUGUUGUCAACCUUGUAUCGAAGCUGGCUGCAGCCUAUGGACUACGUCUACGCCCUGAUAGACGCAAGCAAAUGUGGAUCUCUUCGAGACAUCGAACGGGAAUCAGGGUGGACGGACAACCGAUAGAACUCGUCGAUGAGUUCUGUUACCUGGGUUGUACGCUGAAGAACAACGGUAGCUACGAGAGAGAUGUACAGCAAAGAUGCGCUAAGGCCACUUCUGCAUUCAACUCCUUAACGAAAUGCCUGUGGUCGACCCCCAUCACCGACGAAGUCAAGCUGCGAGUCUACCUAUCCGCAAUUCGCCCCCAUCAUGAUGUAUGGAUCGGCAGCACCAUCUAA
Necator americanus (New World hookworm) is the source of this 465-nucleotide messenger RNA. RefSeq lists its product as uncharacterized. The transcript has a single exon. The record is from RefSeq and is a predicted model, not a curated record. The coding region runs from base 1 to 465 and encodes 154 amino acids. NCBI's taxonomy places the organism in Eukaryota, Metazoa, Nematoda, Chromadorea, Rhabditida, Ancylostomatidae.